AUGAUCGGUAAAGGUGAGCAUAACUUCAGAUUUUUGAUGAAGGAGCAUAGAAAAACGGAAAAGGCUUGCAGGGAAGUGGUUACGAUCGUGGACAUUCUAGCCGCAGCUGGAAAUCACCGGAAAACGCAGAAAUCUGUCGAUCAGACGUUCUUAUUGACAAAUAUGAGUCCCCAAGUAGGAAAAGGUUUCAAUAGGGAUAAAUGGAAUGAUUUGGAGCGCUAUGCUAGAAAGAUCGCCAAGAAGAGCUUGAAUACUUACAUAUUGACUGGACCUCUCUAUCUUCCACAUAAAGCGGAAGAUGGAAAUAACUAUGUGAAAGAAGAUAAUAGUUGCU
Cooperia oncophora is the source of this 334-nucleotide messenger RNA. NCBI's taxonomy places the organism in Eukaryota, Metazoa, Nematoda, Chromadorea, Rhabditida, Trichostrongylidae. The record is from the annotation of a GenBank genome assembly.